Messenger RNA from Brettanomyces nanus, 1071 nucleotides. RefSeq names its product Glycolipid 2-alpha-mannosyltransferase 1 (gene MNT1). The coding region runs from base 1 to 1071 and encodes 356 amino acids. Gene Ontology annotation, molecular function: alpha-1,2-mannosyltransferase activity. The transcript is spliced from 2 exons. Gene Ontology annotation, cellular component: membrane; Golgi apparatus. Gene Ontology annotation, biological process: cell wall mannoprotein biosynthetic process; protein N-linked glycosylation; protein O-linked glycosylation. NCBI's taxonomy places the organism in Eukaryota, Fungi, Ascomycota, Pichiomycetes, Pichiales, Pichiaceae. The record is from RefSeq and is a predicted model, not a curated record.
AUGCAGGUGGAAAAUAAUGACGUUGGCAAAGCUCCGGAGGUUACCGAGGGCUCAGAUGAUACUGGUGAAAAGGAGGCUUUUGCUGAGCAGGGAGACAAAGUGAAAGCUACGUUCGUCAGCUUAGCCAGAAACAGAGACUUGUACGAAUUGGUUGAAUCAAUCCGUCAGGUUGAGGACAAAUUUAACAAGAAGUAUCAUUACGAUUGGGUGUUCUUGAACGAUGAUGAGUUUGAUACUGAAUUUAAAAAGGUCACAACUGCUAUGGUUUCUGGUACUACGUACUACGGUACUAUUCCUAAGGAGCAAUGGGGCUUCCCUGAAUGGAUUGAUACUGAUAAGGCUGCCAAGGUGAGAGAAGAAAUGAGAGCAAAGAAGAUUAUCUAUGGUGAUUCCAUAUCCUAUAGACAUAUGUGCAGAUACGAAUCUGGUUUCUUCUUCAGACAUCCAUUAAUGCAGCAGUAUGAGUAUUAUUGGAGAGUUGAGCCUGGCAUUAAGAUCUUUUGCAACAUCGAUUAUGACGUUUUCAAGCUGUUCAAGGACAAGAACUAUGCCUACGGUUUCACUAUCUCCUUACCAGAAUAUCGUGAGACCAUCCCAACUUUGUGGGAAACCACAAAGAAGUUUAUGGCUGAGUAUCCUCAAUACGUUGACAAGAAUAAUAUGCAAGAUUUCAUCUCUGACGACGGAGGUUCUUCUUACAAUGGAUGUCAUUUCUGGUCCAACUUUGAGAUUGGUGACUUGAAAUUUUGGAGAUCGGAUGCAUAUAUGAAGUACUUUGAAUAUCUUGAUAAGGCAGGUGGAUUUUUCUACGAAAGAUGGGGAGAUGCUCCGGUUCAUUCCAUUGCCGCCUCUUUGCUCCUACCAAAAGAAAGAAUCCACUUUUUCGAUGACGUUGGAUACUAUCACGUUCCAUUUUUCAACUGUCCUGUUGAUGAGAAAGUCAGAUUGGAGAACCAAUGUUCUUGCAACCCUAACGAUGACUUUACUUUCAAGGGGUAUUCUUGUGUCAACCGUUAUUACAAGGUUAACAACUUGAAAAAGCCAGACGGAUGGGAAAAGUACGCCAACUAA